AUGCCUGUGACAAGCAAUCAACAAGUGGAUAAUUCUAUCGAACUAGCAGAAAGUAUGCCAAGUUCGCAACUAGCCUACUACAGAGAUCUUCAAACAUCAACUUUGGCUUAUUCCUUGCCCUACACAGAAUCAACCGCCAACAUUCACUAUCGAUUCCAACCGUUAGCCAUUAACCCAGCGUUUCUUCACUUCGCUCAACGGGAAGCUUUGACUCGCGCCUUCUUGAGCUUAUACGACCAACGAGCUUACUUAGACGGUUACAAAACGAGCAGCUAUACCCCACCAGGCCGCGAUGAAGAAAAACCAAAACAAUCCUACGUUCGUUUGAUCGGUGAAGCCAUCCUCAACUCUCCUGAAAAAAAACUAGUCCUAAGCGAAAUCUACAAAACCAUCCAAACCAAAUAUCCUUAUUUCAAAAAUCGUGGAAGCGGUUGGAAGAACAGCAUCAGACAUAACCUAAGUCUUAACGAUUGUUUCGUGAAACUGGGCCGCAGUCCAAAUGGGAAAGGACACUUCUGGACGAUCAGUCCACAACAUUACGAAGAAUUCCUCAGAGGUUCGUCUCAUCAAAGAAAAUUUCAAAAGAAAGCAGCACCGAAAUUCUGUUACUAUCCCAGCGAGGUAUUCCAGUUCAAUAACUAUGCGAUGGUCGACAGCCCUCCAACAGUCAUUCAGCCCAGACUUGAAGGGAUGGAGAGCUCGUCGCAUUACGCUGAAAGCCCAUCAUCUCUCUCGCUACGUAGACCUGAGAUAAUUCAAGACAGCCCUUCGGUUAGUCCACCUCAUUACUCUAUGGUAGAGAGCCCAAAAGCCCUGGGUAGCCCUCGGGAUAGUCCAGCAUCAGAGUCCGAAGUCGAAGGACGAACCGAGAUUCACAUUCCGGGAGAUCAAAUCGAAGUCAAACAUGAAGUCAUAGUUUGCAGUGAAGAUGAAUCUGAAAAGUCGUUUACAAGCCGACCAUUUGAUGUGGAGAACUUGCUAGCUAGCCAUCCAAAACGACCAGCAAGUUAUUAA
This is a messenger RNA of Paramuricea clavata, 1014 nucleotides long. The record is from the annotation of a GenBank genome assembly. Lineage: Eukaryota; Metazoa; Cnidaria; Anthozoa; Malacalcyonacea; Plexauridae.